This is a messenger RNA of Soboliphyme baturini, 411 nucleotides long. The record is from the annotation of a GenBank genome assembly. NCBI's taxonomy places the organism in Eukaryota, Metazoa, Nematoda, Enoplea, Dioctophymatida, Soboliphymatidae.
GAAUUUCCGAUUUUGUGUCAGACGUGUUUGGGAAACAAUCCGUAUUUGCGAAUGAUGAAAGAAAAAUUCGGACACGAAUGCAAAAUAUGUGGUCGACCCUUUACGACUUUCCGAUGGUGUCCUGGAAAGAAGAUGAGGUACAAAAAGACGGAAGUAUGUCAGACAUGUUCCAAAGUUAAAAACGUUUGUCAGACUUGUCUUUUGGAUCUUCAAUAUGGUACGUUAUUAAUUGCAACUGGUGAUGGAGCGUCUGUGGCCGGACCUUUGGCCCGCGUUACUGAUCAAGGUCCAAAUGAACUGCUUGCCAAGCUAGCCAGGACUCAACCAUAUUAUGACCGAAACAAGCCACAUAUCUGUUCUUUUUGGGUUAAGGGCGAAUGCAAGCGUGGAGAGGAAUGUCCUUACAGGUGG